AUGGGGGAUCGGCCAAAGCUUCCUGCCCGGUACGAGCAGGUGAAGCUGCUCGGCGAGGGCAAUUUCGCCAAGGUCUACCUCGCGCGGCACAUGGAUACCAAGGAGGAGGUGGCAAUCAAGGUGAUGGACAAGGAGAAGCUCAUCAAGUUGGGCGCCGUUCAACAGAUCAAGCGCGAGAUCGCCGUGAUGCGCCGGUUGCGCCACCCCAACAUCGUUCAGCUCCACAAGGUGAUGGCCUGCAAGUCCCGCAUCUUCGUCGUCAUGGAGUACGUCCGCGGUGGCCCGCUCUACCGCCACAUCCCCGCCAACAGCGGCCUCAAGGAGGACGAGACGCGCCGCAUCUUCCAGCAGCUCGUCUCGGCGCUCACCUUCUGCCACGCGCAGGGCGUGUACCACCGCGACAUCAAGCCCGACAACCUCCUCGUCGACGAGCACGGCAAUCUCAAGGUGUUCGCGCGCCGGGGCUAUGACGGUGCCAAGGCGGACGCCUGGUCAUGCGGCAUCGUCCUCUUCGUGCUCGCCGCCGGCCGCAAGCCUUUCCGGGACGACGACUUCAUCACCCUGUACCGGACAAUCUGCCGCGGUGACUACCGUUGCCCACGCACCUUCAGCCCCGAACUGGUACGCAUAGUACGCCGCCUCCUCCAACCAAACCCAGCGCACCGAAUCACACUCCUGCAAAUCAAGGAAACAGAUUGGUUCAAGAAAGGCUUCAAAGAAGUUAGUUUCUACAUCGACAACAAGGACUGCUUGCGCAGCCUUGAUGGCUCCGAAGAGCCUGAUCUCUGUGACUCUGACUCCGAGGACGAGACUGCCAUGUCUUCGUCAUCCUCCGGCUCUUCCUCUCCCGUGGCUCAUGGCGACGGCGGCGGCAUGCACACCUCGGUUUCAGCACCGUCUCUUGUAAAUCUGGAGAAGAUGCACAUUGCUGCAGCUCGUGCCCCCGAGCCGCGCAUAAGACGGAUCAAGAGCAUGAACGCGUUCGACAUCAUCGCCUCCUCGCCAAGCUUCGAUCUGUCCGGGCUGUUCGAGGAGCGUGGCGAGCAGUUGCGUUUCGUGUCCAGCGCGCCGGUGAAUACCAUCAUCUCGAAGCUGGAGGAGAUCGCCGGGCAAGUUAGCUUCACGGCACGCACCAAGGAUUGCCAAGUGAGCUUCGAGGCGACGAGGAAUGGCCACAAGGGCGCGCUGGCCAUAUCCACCAAGAUAUUCCAGCUCACGCCGGAGCUCGUCAUGGUCCAGGUAUGCAAGAAAGCCGGAGACACCGCUGAAUACCGUCAAUUCUGCGGCAGUGAGCUCAAGCCCGGCCUUCGAGGUAUUGUGGAUGGCCUGCCCGAGGAUGGCCUUCCUCCGACGUUGAAUGUUGCGUGA
Molecule: messenger RNA, 1368 nt
Organism: Triticum turgidum subsp. durum (durum wheat)
Lineage: Eukaryota; Viridiplantae; Streptophyta; Magnoliopsida; Poales; Poaceae
Source: the annotation of a GenBank genome assembly